Limanda limanda (common dab) is the source of this 583-nucleotide messenger RNA. Its product is annotated as essential MCU regulator, mitochondrial-like. The coding region runs from base 14 to 313 and encodes 99 amino acids. The transcript has 3 exons. NCBI's taxonomy places the organism in Eukaryota, Metazoa, Chordata, Actinopteri, Pleuronectiformes, Pleuronectidae. Gene Ontology annotation, biological process: mitochondrial calcium ion homeostasis; calcium import into the mitochondrion. The record is from RefSeq and is a predicted model, not a curated record. Gene Ontology annotation, cellular component: mitochondrial inner membrane; uniplex complex.
UACACUGGUAGAAAUGGCGACCACUGUACUGCGGCAGCCGCUGCGGCUCUUCACCAGAAAUGGGGCCUUACUGGGCCGAAACAGCGGCUCCAGAUCCUCGACCAUAUCCAGGACCACCUCGAUCCGAACCGCAGUGUCGACGUCCUCCGGAGCCAUCCUCCCCAAGCCGGACAAAACACCAUUUGGCCUUUUCCGCAUGACAGUGGUGGUGGUGCCUUUCCUGUAUGUGGGAACUCUCAUCAGCAAGAACUUUGCUGCUCUCUUGGAGGAACACGACAUCUUUGUCCCUGAGGACGAUGAUGACGAUGACUGAACUACCUUCAGAGAAUAAAUGGGUGCUUUGCAAUACUGACUGAAAGCAUACCAGCCACAUCAAGGAAGAUGGAGAAGAUGGAGCAUUUUGACUACAAAUACCUCCCUCUACCUCCACCCAUCUCCCAUAUCACUCAUGUGCUACAUAUCUUGUUUGCAUUAAAAUUAUUUUAGAAAAUUCAUAUCAUGUGAGGCUAUAAAACUGCUAGUUGAGCUCUCACUCUUGUUUGCAUGUUUCUGUCUGUCAACUCAAUAAACAGAGUCGAAUACA